AAUAUCCAAAAUCAUUAAGUAUUAAAGUUUAUUGUGCGUUGUGAUAUUAAUAUAUAAUGGCUAUUUGUAUAUCAAUAGUUGGGAAGGAUAAUGCUCCACUAUAUUUUUCUACAUCGGACAUGGAAAAAGAGCUAGAGUUGCAGUAUAGAGUACAUGCAGCACUUGAUGUAGUGGAAGAAAAAUGUCAGCCGUCCAACAAGGGAACAUCUGACUCGAAGGAGUUGUACUUGGGACUUUUAUAUUCUACAGAAGCUAAUAAAAUGUGGGUGACAUAAAUUUGUGGGUUGUUAAAAUAGUACAAAUA
Molecule: messenger RNA, 304 nt
Organism: Teleopsis dalmanni
Lineage: Eukaryota; Metazoa; Arthropoda; Insecta; Diptera; Diopsidae
Product: trafficking protein particle complex subunit 2-like protein
Exons: 2
Coding region: 57-275 (72 amino acids)
Biological process (GO): endoplasmic reticulum to Golgi vesicle-mediated transport
Cellular component (GO): TRAPP complex; nucleus; cytoplasm
Source: RefSeq, a predicted model, not a curated record